AGAAGAGGGAGAGAUGAGAUUGAAAUGGGCGGUAGAUUUUGGGUCGAGGUUUGAUGCUGAGAGGAAGAAAGAUGAUGGGGAAGAGUAGAGCAGCGAUCGCAUUUUGGGUCUUUUAUCUUGCUUCGGAGAUGGUUGGAUUCAGCAGAGGAGAUGGUCUGUACGCGGAAAAGCAGAAGAGCUGUACUUACACUAUCAUGGUAGAGACCACAUGCACCCAAGGUGCCGGAACGUCGGACCACAUCAGCCUCCGGUUCGGCGACUCAAACUCCAGUGACGUUUUGGUGCAUCACCUCAACACCAAGCACCUGCGAAGAGUGGAUGGCGAGCAUACGACCGUCCUCGACGACGUUCCAAGACAGCCGUUCCGAGCAUGCAACGUCGACCAGUUCCAUGUGACGGGCCCGUGUAUGGAGUCGCCCGUGUGCUACCUCUUCCUCAAACAGAGAGGGAAGGAUGGUUGGCGGCCCGGUAUGGUGCAGGUGCUCGUGCCAGGAACGUCCCCAUACUCCUCCCACACGUUCUACUUUCGCCGAUACCUCCCUUGGAACGUGUGGCACGGAUCUGACUCGUGUGACACUAAGGUCACUCCUUUUGGGAUAAAGCAUACUAGGAAGAUGUUUGGUGAUAAGAACAAGUUAGUGACCAAAGUAUUAUUUUAAGGCUAAUGAAAUAUCCACAGGCACAUGUGCAAUUAUGGAACACGUGUGUGAAAUCUGAGCUUUCUAUAAUGUUGGAAAUAAUGCUUAUAUCUUCUGUCUAAAUAAUCAGAUAAUUUCACCCAGCAGGUGGGCCACAACAUCCUUUUCUAGCCAUUCAUUUGUUUUGAUAUGCUGCAUGCCACCUGAGGAUAGAAAUGGGCUGAUUUUUUAUGGCAGGAGAUCUAAAUAGUGCAGCUCACCUAUGGAAAUUCAGAUAUUUCACACGUGUCACAUUAUGACACAUGUGCCAGCGUGUGGAUGUGUACGGCUCCACAUCGCAUGUGGAAUUAGCAAACCUCACUUCAAUUAGUUUGUUUGUCAAGAACGAAACUUAGGAUUAUAUCUUGUAUAAUGUGUUUUAUUUUUUUAUGGCUAAUAAAUUAAUAUGAGGUUCGCAAA
This is a messenger RNA of Magnolia sinica, 1097 nucleotides long. RefSeq names its product embryo-specific protein ATS3A-like. The record is from RefSeq and is a predicted model, not a curated record. The coding region runs from base 54 to 659 and encodes 201 amino acids. The transcript is spliced from 2 exons. Lineage: Eukaryota; Viridiplantae; Streptophyta; Magnoliopsida; Magnoliales; Magnoliaceae. Gene Ontology annotation, molecular function: protein binding.